CACUGGUCCAAGUUCAAAAGGAGUUUAGUGCACAGGGAUUCUCGCCCACUGAACAUUAUCAAGGACACCAGGCCCAGAGCUCUAAACUAUUGUACCAGCUCUAAAAUGGAAGAAGCCAAAAGUCAAAGUUUGGAGGAAGACUUUGAAGGACAAGCCACACAUACAGGACCCAAAGGAGUAAUAAGUGACUGGAGAAAGUUUAAACUAGAAAGUGAAGAUGGUGAUUCAAUGCCACCUAACAAGAAGGAGAUUCUCAGACGAAUGUCUUCUCAGAGCAGAGAUGACAAAGACUCAAAAGAAAGACUGGGAAGGAAGAUGAGCAUUCAAGAAUAUGAGCUAAUCCAUCAAGACAAAGAGGAUGAGAACUGCCUUCGCAAGUACCGUAGACAGUGCAUGCAGGACAUGCAUCAGAAGCUGAGUUUUGGGCCUAGAUAUGGCUUUGUAUACGAGCUGGAAACAGGAGAGCAAUUCCUGGAAACAAUCGAAAAGGAGCAGAAGAUUACCACCAUUGUUGUCCACAUUUAUGAAGAUGGUGUCAAGGGCUGUGAUGCUCUGAACAGUAGUUUAACAUGCCUUGCUACAGAAUACCCUAUGGUCAAAUUCUGUAAGAUAAAAGCUUCUAAUACAGGUGCUGGGGACCGCUUUUCCUCAGAUGUACUCCCUACCCUGCUUGUCUACAAAGGUGGGGAACUCAUAAGUAAUUUUAUUAGUGUUGCUGAGCAAUUUGCAGAGGAGUUUUUUGCUGGGGAUGUGGAGUCGUUCCUGAAUGAAUAUGGGUUACUGCCAGAAAGAGAGAUACAUGCCCUAGAGCAGACCAACAUGGAAGAAGAAGAUAUCGAAUAG
This is a messenger RNA of Jaculus jaculus (lesser Egyptian jerboa), 843 nucleotides long. It is a transcript of the gene Pdc, whose product is annotated as phosducin. Lineage: Eukaryota; Metazoa; Chordata; Mammalia; Rodentia; Dipodidae. The transcript is spliced from 4 exons. The record is from RefSeq and is a predicted model, not a curated record. Bases 106 to 843 code for a protein of 245 amino acids. Gene Ontology annotation, biological process: regulation of G protein-coupled receptor signaling pathway.